This is a messenger RNA of Diatraea saccharalis (sugarcane borer), 2280 nucleotides long. The record is from the annotation of a GenBank genome assembly. NCBI's taxonomy places the organism in Eukaryota, Metazoa, Arthropoda, Insecta, Lepidoptera, Crambidae.
AUGCUGAUUUCAUUAAUUACAAAUAAUACAAACAGAGAGAGUCCUCAUUCUACAGAGGCGCCGCGACAAAAUCAAAAUGAGAUUUUCUCGGGUGUCUGGUCUGCUUGUGAUAGUUUGAUAAAAGAAGCCGAAGACGACGAGCCUUUAUCAAACAUGUCUAUUCAGCCUGAGCAAGAGGAAGUAGAAUCUUAUUUAAGAUUUCCAAACAUUCCAAUCAAACAAGAUCCAAAGAUCUAUUGGCGCCAAGAAGAUAAAUAUCCAAAAUUAAAAAAGCUUGCACAAAAAUAUUUGUCUUACCCAAUGAGCUCAGUUGCUUCAGAACGUCUCUUCUCAACUGCAGGCCUGAUACAAAAUGAUUUGCGUAACAGAUUAUCUGCUGAUAAUUUAAAUAAACUUUGUUUUCUUAACAAAAAUCUACCAAAACGAGGAGAAAAAAAUGUUAUCCGACGCGGCCAUCGUUAUCGAGGACAACUGCUACCUAAGUCCGACGACAUCAGAAUAACACGACUGGAACACGAGGACGGCAUAGCACCGGAGGUGGACUUAUGGGAAAAUACACAAGCGAUAUUGGAAAUAAGCGAGGACACGGAGAGGGAGAAAAAAACAGUGGGAAAAGGGAUUGGAAAGGAGAAAAAGAAAGUGGGAAUGAAAGUGACAGAGAAAAUGAUGGAAAGGAAGUGGAAGAAUUCAACAUUAUUCACUAUGAUAAAGCAAAUUUGGCACACCAAAUACACCGUGCCGACCGCGGUAAAGGUAGUACCGCGCCUAGAAAGAGAGGCAAUGAAGGCAAAGAAACAGAUAAUAUACAAUACGGUAAACGCUCUAAAAGAGAUAAUGAAGAGUUUUGUUUUAUAUCUGAAGAGAUCAAAAAAAAACAUCGCUUACACGUCCUUCGAAAGUUUCGAAGAGUGGAGUUCAAAAAUAGAAUUAUCCACGAUAUAUUCGAGGGUCCAGAAACUGGAGAACUCGAUAGAUUUCAUCGAAUUUUGUUUCCCAAUUUUCAUAGAGGAGUAUCAGGCGUGGGCAGAGAAAAUGGAACAAGAAGUACAGAUGGAGAGCGACCUAGAAUUACAGAUCGCACAGGUCCGAAAGUCUUCGUCAUUGCCACGCACAAUCACAACCUCCACGUCAUCCACGACUGCUCAUAUUCAGGAAGCACUUGCAGAUGCAGUAUCAUCAGACGCAUCUCAAACUUUCGAGUCAAUGGACGAAGCGCCGGUACAGAAGAAGAAGAAAGUAUCUUUUCGAGUACCGAAAGAUACACACAAGAGAUCCUCGAAGACCACGAAAAAGAGAAGUUUGGAGUCAGCGACAUCGGAAGAGGAGGAGGAUAUGACUCUGGAAGAGGAAGAACCCAAGAAGAAAAUGAAGAUGACUUUCGGCUAGACCCCUUCGACGACCUUCUGUGAACAUUUCUGAAGCACUGCAAUAACGUUUCAGUUUCAUUAGAUGUCGAAAGAUGUUAUUAUACGUUACUCGUAGGCCAUCAUGUGCUUUUUUCGUGUAUUCAAUCCAGAGUUGACACGUAUAAAAAUGUUGGCAAAAGGACCUAGAGAGUGUUAAUUUCACAUCAUUAGAAGCAUAUUUUUACAAGUCAAGGGGCUGAGCAGCACCAUAUCACAUAUAUUAUUUGAUAAACAAAAAAUGAAGGUCAAACUCGCCACUUAACUACUUAGCAACUCCGUGGCAGAUGCACUACAAUUCUGCAAAAACAAAUUAAAAUUGACAACGUUUGAUGAAUGCAAUGGCACUAUUAAUUUUAUAAAUGUAAUAAAUAACGUUUUCGACGUACUCAACAGCCACUCUAUUCGUCCUCAGGGUUGAAAAAAGCCAUGUGCCCUGAAAAAAUUGGCUUUAUGAGAGCAUUAUUCGAAAGUGCUAUCAGUUAUAUAAACAACCUAAAACUACCUACAGGAGAAGUAAUAAUAAAAAGUAGACGAAAAAUGGGAUUCUUAGGUCUGAGUAUUGGAAAGAAAAGUGCAUUAGCACUCUUUGAGCACUUAGUCGAGGAUACCAAAGUUUUGAAGAAAUAUAUUCCUCUAUAUAAAAUUAGCCAAGAUCAUUUAGAAUUGUUCUUUUCUGCUAUAAGAGCUAGAAGAGGAUUCAAAACCAAACCCAACGCUGUACAGAUUCGUGCCAGGUAUAAAAAAAUAUUAGUAAACGCCGGAGGGUGGAGUCGCUAAUUGUAUACCUUUACAACAAAUUAAUAUUUUGACAUGUUCCAGCAAUAAUCCAGUACCUGUAAUUAACCAACUAUCCACAAUAAAAGAUUUCGCCUAA